Molecule: messenger RNA, 705 nt
Organism: Aedes aegypti (yellow fever mosquito)
Lineage: Eukaryota; Metazoa; Arthropoda; Insecta; Diptera; Culicidae
Exons: 3
Coding region: 70-705 (211 amino acids)
Source: RefSeq, a predicted model, not a curated record
GUCGCAAGAAAGUGAUUAAAUUAAACCGUCGAGUGUGAAAUUCGUCAGCGUUCCUCGGCCGCUUCUUGAAUGUGGCUCAAUGGUUUGUGCUGCGGAGGACUCUGCGGCGUCGGAGAGGUCCUAAAAGGCGGCGGCCAGCAGCACCCAUACGACGACCGGCAGGACCAGGAAGAGCUCAAUCCCUCCUCAGAUUGUGGCACCGGAAACGAAUCUAAAGCGACCCUCAAGGCACGGCCUCAUGUCGUUAUGGGGUGCACCCCGAGUAUCCUUUCCAGUAAUAAUCAACAGCAACAGCAGCAACAUCAACGGAAGGACAGCUCGAGUUUGUACGGGGGGAACCUGUCGAAUGCCGGGUCCGGGACCUUGGCGGACAAUAAUGGUGCCGGCAGUAAUAAGUUUGCGAACAACGCCGCAUUGAAUCAGGCUCAAAUGCUUGGUUACGGUCCGGGUGGGAAGGAAGGCAUCGCGGGCGCUGGAACCGGAGCAGGAGAAAAGGAAUACCCUAAAAAGGAUUCGAUUGUGUCAAUUUCCGGCUUAGGACAUGUAUCAGUCGUGUCAAAUGUUCUAAGGAGGCCCAAUAUAGGAACACUUGGCGGUUUGGAAGUGGGGUUGGAGUAUCGGAUAACGAGACGCCCGCCCGUCCACAUCGACACGAAUAAUGAAUUACCUACCUACAACUGGACCAUAGUGAAAGCCACUAAUUAA